AUGUCAGGCAGGUAGUCUUCUCUAGAAAAUUGCAGUGAUAUGGCUGGUGUUUAAGGGAAAAGGCAGACCUCCAGUUAUUAAUGGGAAGAAAUAACUGAUAACCUCUUUAUAUCAUACUAAUGAGGAGUGCCUGGCACUGCUUGGGAAUGUGUAGAAACCCAAAAAUAUUGUGACUUUCAAAUAGCUAGUGCAACUUGUGAGUUUGGGCCCAUCACACCAAAAAUCAGGCAAAGUCACACCAAAGUCAUGUUCUACUUCACUAUCUUGAUUUGAAGUGGUGACUGGCAUCCAAAUAUCGAUGAAGGCUGCUGGAGCCUUCAUGAGAAGUUUGGUGAUAAUGUCUCAAGUAGUAUCCGAACCCAUAGAAAACAGACAAUCCAUUUUCCAAAAUAUAGAUUGGUUUGGCAUCAUUUUUUCCACCAUAGUGUAACGAUUGGGAAAAGCCAGCUACCUAAAAUCACCUCUAAUUACUGGGGGCCAUCUGCUCCCUAGUCCAACCCAGGCAGAAGAUUCUAGGGCAAAUGGACUGUUUGUCUGGACCACAGAGGGAAGACGCUAGGCUUGGGCAGAAAUUGGAUCAGUGAUGUGUGCUUUUGGUGUGUUCCAUAAUGUAACAAUGAAAUGGCACCAGUGAACCAAAGUUUACAUUAAUGUUUGUAACUGACCAAAACAAGCAAUUGGACUGAAAAACCAAAGAAAUAAAACAGUGAAAAAGACUGUGAAAAGUCUCGGACUCACGUUAUAUUUGCAUACCUCUAAAGAUCUAAGAGGGACGUGGGUGGCACUGUGGGUUAAACCACAGAGCCUAGGGCUUGCCAAUCAGAAGGUUGGCGGUUCGAAUCCCCGCGACGGGGUGAGCUCCCGUUGCUCGGUCCCAGCUCCUGCCAACCUAGCAGAUCGAAAGCACGUCAACGUGCAAGUAGAUAAAUAGGUACCGCUCCGGCAGGAAGGUAAACGGUGUUUCUGUGCGCUGCUCUGGUUCGCCAGAAGCGGCUUAGUCAUGCUGCCACAUGACCCAGAAGCUGUAUGCCGGCUCCCUCGGCCAAUAAAGCAAGAUGAGCGGCGCAACCCCAGAGUCGGCCACGACUGGACCUAAUGGUCAGGGGUCCCUUUACCUUUAAGUAUCUAAGACGAGCCUACUGGAUCAGGGCAGUAACCUCUUUUGUCGAGCAUCUUAUUCUCAUAGUGGCAACCAGAUGCCUGUGGGAAGCCUGUAAGCAGGAUCUGAGCACAAGAGUAUUCUCAUUUGCAAUUCCCAGCAACGGGUAUUCAGAGCAUGGUAUAUGGGGUGUUAGGGGAGGGGUAGUACCUCUGGGGGAGGGACACAUCAUGCUUCUGGGGUAGUUUGUCCAGCUUUGGUCUCCGCCCUGCACUCAGCUUUCACCUCUGGCUCCUGGAAGCUGCCUGCAUGCAACAGCGGCUGCACCCCAGGAAUGGCUUCUAGUGGCAGGCUAAGGCAGGAGGGGGUGAUUGAUGGGUGUCAAACCCUCAGUGAGUUAGGGACUUCCUCUGCGUGCAAAUACAGGCUCUGGCAGAUCGAGCAGGAAAGAUCAAUAGUCCAAUGGUCAAUAAUGCAGUUUGCAAAAUGCUACAGAGGGAAGUGAGGGGCAGAUGGGGCUCGUCAACCUGGGAAGGGAGCCCACCUUAGAGAAGGAAAACCCUGAUCCUAAACCUCUGCUGCCUUGUGGGAUAUCUUUGGGAGAAGAAAUGCCUCGGGAGCAAACCCUACAGAAAGGCUGAGAACACACCAUGCAUUUAAAGCACACGAAUUCCUCCCUAACAAUCCUGGGAACUGUAGUUCACCGCUCACAGAGCUACAGUUCCCAGAAAGCUUAACAAACCACCGCCUGCUGCCACGCUGCUUUUAUUCUUUCAUUUCUUCUGCAGCCUUGAAAAAAGAACAAAAGGAUUGCUCUUUGGUCCUCUGGAGGGGCGAGAGAGUUGGAAGAGUUGGGUGCAAGCCCAAAUCAAUGGCUGGCUGUCUCCCCCACCCUCUCCUUCUCCUUUUCUUUCUUUCUUUCUUUCUUUCUUUCUUUCUUUCUUUCUUUCUUUCUUUCUUUCUCUCUCCCUCCCUCCUAUCCCUUCCCUCCUCCAUCUCCCCUUCUCCCAACCCCUCUCAGCCCUCCCUUCUUCCAGAUCCCUCCUCCUUUUCCUACCAGACAGAGACUGAGAGAGGGGGGCGACUGUGGUCCGGACCCCCUCAAAAAAAAAGCCCUACUUCGAUCGCAGACUUCACCCCCCUCUCCGGGUAAGUCGAUCGACACUUAACUAAGUUUUCUUCUUCGUCGCGUCGUCUUGGUUGCAUGCGGGAGGGGGCGAGCACUUUCCCCAACUCUUAGCCAUCACUAUGCGCCCCCACGCCGUCCAAAAAAAAGGCCUGGAAAUAUGGGGAGGGGGUCGAGAGAGAGUCCUUGGCCGCGGGCUACGUCCAUACCUUGAAUGGGGGACAGCGGUCCGGCAUCUUUGUAAUUCCUCCUGUUACUACUCAGUUUUAUUUAUGAUUUACUUGAGGGGGCGAAGAGUGUUAGCUACUUUAGCCCAUGAUAUGCAAUCCCCAAGAUGCUUUUAUAAUGUACUAGUUUAACUUGGUAUGAAAUGUACUAGUACUAGUUUAAUUGGUAUGGAAGCUCAUACCAAUAACUUAGUUGGUUAAUUCAUACCAAUUGGUAUGAAUGUACUAGGCUAAUUGGUAUGAAAGCUCAUACCAAUUUUAAAAUUUAAUUCUAUUUGUUUUGUUUUCUUUCAACUACGGCAGACCAACACGGCUCCCUACCUAUAAAUAGUUUAACCUAGAUUAGCUGCUUCUCUCCCCCAAUGUUCCUAUAGUGGAGAGAAGAGACCCCAUCCCCCAGCAUAGUAAUCUGUAUUGAAAAGUUGUGGGAGCCGAAGAGAUCAACAGAUCCCUUGGUCGGUUAGAGUAGAUCUAGAUGGGAAGUACUGUAUAACAGAGGGAAGGGGGAAAUGUUAAUAUAACCACUUUGCAGCUGCAGGAACUAAAUUUGUAAUACUUAUUAAAGAGGCAUCAGGGAAGUGUUACAGAAUCUGUGUUGAUAGGGGUACCGCCGUCCACAUUUGUUUAGGACGCAAAAGGUAUCUGUGGGGCAGCUGGCGAAUAAACGUUUUUGUGGGCUACUCAAUUUUUUGUCACCUGAUCAAUGUUCCUCUCCCCAUAGGUAACUAUAUAUCUUCCACUUUCUUCCAGGUCUGUCUACCCGCCCCCUACCGCCCCACAUUGUAGCAAUGCCCCACGGUGUGGCCUUCCUUUUGGUGGCAGCCACAUGGGCUGUGGUCUCCCGUGCUGAUGGGUGCAAUAAGGCCCUCUGUGCCAGCGACGUCAGCAAGUGCUUACUGCAGGUAAGAGGUUGGGAAAGUGCUGUCUUGCAUCAGAUCUUGUUGCAGACCUGGAUUUGGGAUGGGCAAGCUCCUGGCCAGGGCCGGCUUUAGGUUUGAUGAGGCCCUAAGCUACUGAAGGGAAUGGGGCCCUUUAUAUGUCCAGCUGUCCUUUGUCAACAACAUAUUGUCACUGUUUUUCGUGUUGAAUAUAUGCUAUAUGGUCAUUUAUGGGCCUAAUAGGUUUCUAAAGCCAUUUGCCCAUGUUGCCAUGCAACCAGUCCGUGCAGAAUGUAGGCACCCUAUAUAUAGAAAUGAGCAAACCAGUGAUAUUUUAGGGAGCAGGCGAGCAGGCGGGGCCCAUGACUUACAUCAUAGGAGCCUACACAACACAAAACACUGUUGCUGUAUGUAGGUUUUGUUUCACAGUCAUACCUCGGGUUACAGACACUUCUGGUUGCGUGUAUUCGGGUUGUGCACCGCGCUGAACCCGGAAGUACCGGAACGGGUUACUUCCGGGUUUUGGCGCAUGCGCAGAAGCACCAAAUCACAACCCGCGCAUGCGCAGACGCGGUGCUGUGGGUUGCGAACGCUGCGGGUUGCGAACGUGUCUCCCACACGGAUCACGUUCGCAAUCCAAGCGUCCACUGUAUUUUUUUUACCUUACAUUUUGGAAAUGCACAUCCAGUUUUUUUUCCUUUAAAUUUUUUUGGGCCCCCAAGAAAUAUAGCCCUAAGCUAUAGCUUGUUUAACUUAUACGUAAAUCCAGCACUGCUCCUGAGAUCCCUUCUCCCCCUUGAAUGGGAGGCUCAGUCACACCACUAACCAGUGCUCUCACACAAAAUGUGGUUAGAAUGCGUGACAAGUACUUCUCGGUAGCGAUCAACCCUCUAUGUAUCUGCAUGAGCCGCUACCACGGGCUUCCUUUGGAUUGGCAGCCCAGAACAGUCACUCACGCAGAAGCACAGCAAGGCAACCUCUUCAUUUGGGGAGGCUGAACUACCCGGUCACAGCUGAUGCAGCAAUCAGGGGAGAACAGCGCAUUCAUGGCAGGGGGCUGACUGGACAGAGUUGAGGCCAGGGCAUCAGGCAGAGAGGCAGUGGGCAACCUCCUUCUCUGGGAGGGUAAACCUGAGUUCACAGAAUCUGCUAAGUAUUUAAUUAUUUCUCAACACACGAUCUGUGUAAUGAGAUGUAAUUAAAUAUGAAAACUUAAUUAAAAUUAUUUUUAAAAUAAUUAUUUCUCAACACGCACACAUUUUGGAAGAAUGGGGGACUUUUUUGGACUAUUUGAAAAAGCACUAUAAAAUGAAAUUGCGGGCAGGAUUUGAGAAGAAAGGAUAAAGUGAUUGCAUUAGAGGGAUUUCUGUAAUAGAUAAAAUAUUGAUAUAUAAUGUAGUAGAAAUGGGUAGGAACAAAAACAAUGUGGUGUGGGUGGGAAGUCAAUAUAUGAAAAAUGUAACUAUUUAAUUUGAAGUCAGUUUGUAACACUGGUCCUGAAAGAACCUUCAUUGGCUCCCAGUAUGUUUCCGAGCACAGUUCAAAGUGUUGGUGCUGACCUUCAAAGCCCUAAACGGCCUCAAAGGCCCAGUAGACCUGAAGGAGUGUCUCUACCCCAUCGUCCAGCCUGGACACUGAGGUCCAGCUCCGAGGGCCUUCUGGCGGUUCCCUCCCUGCGAGAAGCCAAAUUACAGGGAACCAGGCAGAGGGCCUUAUCGGUUAUGGGGCUGUACUUGUCGAAUUGGCCACCCUCACUUUGGGGGCAAAACAGGGGCAGAUUUGUGUGCGCGUUGGUGUGAUCGUUUUACAAAGGGAACCGGGCAGGGGGGAGGUCACUGUUAACAGCCCCACUUGAUAUCUCUUGGCAGGAAGUGUGCCAGUGCGAGGCCAACCGUGCUGGGUGCCCGUGCUGUCGAGAAUGUGCUUUCUGCUUGGGCAAUCUCUGGGAGUCCUGCUGUGAAUGUGUGGGUGAGUGAAUUCCAGGGGGUGCUAAACGCCCGUCACAUUGCAGGGUGGGAAAAAAGGUGGGGGCCAAAGUAGAGAUGGGAAGCUCUGGGGGAAAAAACAGGAAUAAGGGGGGGGGGGGAAACAGGGGGUUUCCAAAGCCAUUUUUUUCUGGAAAAAUUGAAAAAAGCAGUUUGAAUAUUCCACACACUUUCCCCCAUUUUUUCUGGAAAAAAACGGGGGGGGGAACCGCAAGGCCUUUGAGGAAGCUGGAGUCCUCUUAGCGCUGCAUACGAAGGAGGUUCUCUACCACCACGAUUGGGCCCCGUCCCCUAAACUGUGAAAAUAUGGCUGGGAGGAGGGUUUCCAGAACCAGGACGCUGCCCGCUUCUUCCCAGUGGCUGAACUGUGGUCCAUGAGGAAUUCCGCCUUGAUUUCUCUUCUCCGCAAGGGCUGUGUGACGAACGCCCCUCCUCGGCUCCCCGCCCUGCCCUGCGGAGCUCCAUGCACAACCUGAUGUCCCCGGUGCCCUCGCUCUUCCGGGCACUCAUGGCCAUCUCUGACAACGACCCUCCCAUGGGCUGGAGCAUCCUGACCCUACCAGUCGAAGAGGAGCUGCGGCAGAACCACGCGGAGACCGGCCACCUCCUCCUGGGGCCUCACACAGGUAUGCGUGUGGCGGGGAGAGAGGGGACUGUUGGGAGACGCAGGUGGCGCAGGAAGGAGACAUGCCAUUUGCAUGGGGGAGGUGGGUUAAGAGGCAGCGUGGUAUAGUGGUUAGAGCUUCAGACUAGAACAGAGAGCAGGGCUUGAUCUACAGUAAUAAACGACAGGAAACAUUCAGAUUGACACAUACCGUAUUUUUCGCUCUAUAGGACACACUUUUCCCCCUCCAAAAAUGAAGGGGAAAUGCGUGUGUGUCCUAUGGAGCGAAUGCAGGCUUUCGCUGAAGCCUGGAGAGUGAGAGGGGUCAGUGCACACCGACCCCUCUCGCUCCCCGAGCUUCAGGCAGCUAUCCGCAAGCCUUUGGAGCGCAGCAGGACUUCCCGCCAGGCUCCAAAGGCUUGCGGAUAGCAGCUUGCAGCCUUGCCGCCGCUCACGGACCUGUUCUGGGGGCUGGGGUUGGCUUCCCCAGCCCUGCGGCUAAAAACGAAGCCGCUCGCAACCUCUCCCGGCUGGAGAGGUUGUGUGCGGCUAAAGAGGAAGCCAAGACAGCCAGCGGGAUGGAUCCCACUCGCUGUCUUGGCUUCUUUGCUCUUUGGGGCUGGGGGGGGGAAUAAUUCCCCCCCUUUAUUUCCCUCCCUAAAAACUAGGUGCGCCCUGUGGUCCGGUGCACCCUAUGGAGCGAAAAAUACGGUACCUGUUCACAGUGGCACCUGAUGGUUUUUUGGGAUUGGCGCGGGGGUUACUUGAGUGAUGUGUGCUGUAACCUAGAAGGGCCAUUGCCCAGGGACAGAACAUCUGCUUUGCAUGCAGAAGGUCGCAGAAGGUUCAUCUUCCGGUAGCACCGGGAAUGUCUUGUCUGAAACUCUGGAGCACAGCUGCCAGUCAGUGCAGACAAUACAGGGUUAGAUGGACUUUUGAUCUGACUCGGAGUAAGACAGCCCUGGUUCAAUUCGCACAUGAGCUCGUCAUUCCCAGCCGUUGCCUCCCAGCCUUCCCAUUGGCCAGGCUAGCUCCAUACUGCCUACACAGGCUGGCAGCAUCUCUCCAGGGUCUCAGUCUAGAUUCUCUCCUAGCCCUACCAGGGAUCGACCCUGGGACCUUCUUCGUGCAAAGCAGACGCACGACAUCUGAGCUGCAGCUUUUGUCCUGGGUUCAACCGCAACGGCCGCAAACCUUCUCUCCUCUCACUUCCAGGCUUGGCCCUCUCGGAUGCCAAGGGCCUCAAUGCCACCAUGCCACCGUGCCAGUCCAUUUUCUUCAACGAGUGCCUGUCCAUGAGCCGGUGCCGGACGGCUUGCCAGUCGGUGGGCGCCUGGCGCUACCGCUGGUUCCACAAUGCCUGCUGCCAAUGUCUGGGGCCAGACUGCCUGGGCUAUGGGGGAGCCCACGCACAAUGUUCCAGUUGCCGGGACUGA
Molecule: messenger RNA, 7355 nt
Organism: Podarcis lilfordi (Lilford's wall lizard)
Lineage: Eukaryota; Metazoa; Chordata; Lepidosauria; Squamata; Lacertidae
Source: the annotation of a GenBank genome assembly